Molecule: messenger RNA, 3012 nt
Organism: Leucoraja erinaceus (little skate)
Lineage: Eukaryota; Metazoa; Chordata; Chondrichthyes; Rajiformes; Rajidae
Gene: noc2l
Product: NOC2-like nucleolar associated transcriptional repressor
Exons: 19
Coding region: 224-2542 (772 amino acids)
Biological process (GO): ribosomal large subunit biogenesis; negative regulation of transcription by RNA polymerase II
Cellular component (GO): Noc1p-Noc2p complex; nucleolus; Noc2p-Noc3p complex
Molecular function (GO): transcription corepressor activity; histone binding
Source: RefSeq, a predicted model, not a curated record
GAACACACUGCAGAUCGGGGAGGGGUGUACAGGAGAAAUAAUAACCCCGAACAAGCGAUGCAAGCAACAAAAUGCAGAGCAAUGCAGAGUAUUAGGGGAGUGUAGAGUUGGUGGGUAACUGCGCUGGUGCCUGCAGUGCCCUUUGCCUCUGUCUGUGCCUCCUCUCCCCGCACAUCUCCUGCCUCUCCCCCGGGCUGUGGACGCGGGGCCCGGCGUGGCUACAAUGUAUCAGCUCGCUUGCAACAUGGCGAAAGGCAACAAGCGAAAGCUGUCCACGCUCAGUGUCGACGAGUUCCUGACCUCGGCGUUCGAUUCCGGGAGUCAGAGCGGCUCAGAUGAAGAGGAGACGGGAGAGGGAAGCAGGAAGAAAACCAGAGUGCGGAAGAAGGUCAAAGAUGGUAAAGGCAAGAAAACCCUACAGCCUAAAACACAGGAAGAAAGGAAGGAGAAGCCAAAAGGUGCCGCACAGGAACACAAGGAGCAGCUCUCGCGGCUGAAGGAGAAGGAUCCCGAGUUCUUCAAGUUCCUCGCGGAAAACGACAAAAAGCUGCUGAACUUCGACGACACGGACAGUUCAGACGACGAUGGUGAAAACCAGCUGCACGUCUUGCCGGGGGAGCUGGAGGUAGAUAGUAAUGAAGAGGAGGAAGAAGAAGAGAAGGAGACGGCCCCAAAGAGCAAAAAAGGCCGGGAUUUAAUACCAAUCACUAUCCGAAUGGUUGACUCCUGGAGAGAUGCAGCAGAGGCCAAGUUAACGUAUAAGCUGUUCCACGACAUUGUCAUGGCGUUUAAAGCAGCUGUCUCUACAACGAAAGGAGAUGACGAUGGGCAUCUUGGGAAGUACAAAGUAGAAGACAGUUCUGUUUUCAAUGCCCUGGUGUCGUUCUGCAUUCAGGAUCUUCUCCCUGCUCUGCAGAAAGUCCUUCAGUUGAAACCAGAUGGAAAAAAGAGGUUAUUACUACCCUCCAGCAGCUCCCAAUGGCAGAAGGUCCGACAAGAUGUGAGUGUUUACCUGGCCGGCCUUAUCCAGCUGCUGUCCAGUUUGACCGAAGUCUCGGUGGUUAGUGCAGUCCUCCGACACAUGAAUGACCUGGUACCUUACUACCUCUGCUUCCCAAAACACUCCCGCAUUCUCCUGAAGCAAGUGGUCAUGCAGUGGAGCACGGGAGAGGAGACAGUGCGAGUGCUGGCCUUUCUAAUCCUCAACAAGAUAUCCAGGGACAAGCAGGACGUUUACCUCAAUCUGGUGCUGAAGCAAAUGUACGUGGCUUACGUGAAGAACUGUAAAUUUACCUCCCCGAACGUGCUGCCCAUGAUUAACUUCAUGCAGCGCAGCUUAACGGAGAUGUACGCCUUGGACCAUCAGGCGACCUACCAGCACGCCUUCAUCUACAUCCGGCAGCUAGCGAUUCAUCUCCGCAACGCCAUGACCCUGAAGAAAAAGGAGACUUAUCAGUCUGUCUACAACUGGCAGUUCGUUCACUGCUUGUUUCUGUGGUGUCGUCUGCUGAGUACGGUUUACCCCAACGACGUUCUGGAGCCGCUCAUCUACCCUUUAACGCAGGUUAUCAUCGGCUGCAUCAAAUUGUUACCCACGGCUCGGUACUACCCUCUGCGGCUGCACUGCGUUCGAGCAUUGACCCUGCUCUCUGACUGCACCAACACCUUCAUCCCUGUGAUGCCCUUCUUGCUCGAGAUUUUCCAACAGAUGGAUUUUAAUAAGAAACCGGGGCGGAUGAGUGUCCGGCCAAUCAACUUUGCUGUGGUUCUGAAGCUGUCCAAUGCAAAUCUACAGGAAAAGGCUUACCGAGAUGGUUUGAUCGAGCAGUUGUACGAUCUGACCCUGGAGUACUUACACACUCAAGCACACACCAUCGGCUUCCCGGAGCUGGUGCUGCCUGUUACCAUUCAGCUGAAGACCUUUCUCAAGGAGUGCAAAGUGGCCAAUUACUGCAAGCAGAUCAGGCAACUGCUGGAGAAAGUGCAGGAGAACUCGUCCUUCAUCACCAAGAGGCGGCAGAGGGCCACGUUUGGCGUGGUGGAUAAAGUGGCUGUGGCUUCGUGGGAGAAGGCGGUGAAGGAGGAGGUGUCGCCGCUGCAGAAGUACUACAGCAGCUGGAAGAAACUCAGAGAGAAGGAGAUUAUACUGGAAAUCACUGGCAAGGAGCGGCUGGAAGACCUGCAUUUCCCGGAGAUCAAACGCAGGAAGUUGCAAGAGAGCAAAGAGAAAGACAAGAAAGAAUUCAGGGAUCUCUUUGACUCUGACAGCAGCUCUGAUGAUGAAAGCUGUGGCUUUAAAUCUAAAGGGGCUUCAAAGAAGAGCGAUGAGGACAUUGUGAAGGAUCUGUCAGACAUGGACAGUGAAGAUGCAGGGGAGGAUGACGAUGAUCAUUUGUCUUUUGAAGACGACUCGGAAGAUGAAGACAAGAUGCCCGUGAAACCCAGUCGUGCUGUGGCGAAGAUGUCCCAUUCUGAGUUGGAGGUGCUAGCAGAAGGAGAUGAGGAUGUCGUUGAAGAUCUGGCGUUUUCUGAUGAAGAUUAAUGAGACCUGUCUCUGAAUCGCAGCAGUGAAGACAUUGCUGUCCCAACCCCUCGACUCCCAUUAGAUUGUUGAGGAGUGAGUGCCCUUAAAGGAGCAAACAUGACCAGACACUUCUUUGUACAAACAUGUAUGUGGCCCUGCAAAGAACCUGCUGUUAGAAGGCCCAAUAUAUGGGGUGAAAUCCCAGGAAAGGUCGUGAACAGACGAAAAUGCUGGCACCUCUAUCACCCUCCACAUCUGGAAGCAAGUGGCGUUUGUUUACCUACAAUUAGAUUAAAAGCAGAACAGUCCCAAAUCCCUAGCCACAGAAUUUCAUCCUGGUCAUUGGAAUAUAACUGGAUGUGAAAGGAAUUCCAGGAGGGUUCUGUGGAAUUGAGGAAUAUUGAUCGGCAUCAGCGACGGACCAGUGCACACCUGACCCACGUCUCACAGCCUUCACCUGCAAUUACAUUACAUUAUUCUGCUACAUC